AUGGUGGGUGAGAAAGUGAUUGUUGAUGAAGUCGACACAAGAGACGCGUAUAGAGCGGCGUACGUGAUCCAUUUCUUGUUGGGUGCUGGUAGUUUAAUACCAUGGAACGCUUUGAUCACUGCCGUUGAUUACUUUGGCUACUUGUAUCCCGACAAGCAUGUGGAGAAGACGUUCACCGUGGCUUACAUGAGUUGCUCGGUCCUUGUUCUGGUUUUGAUGAUGACUUGGAACACAAGGUUGAGCCAUAGACUGAGGUUGAACUUGGGUUUUUCCAUGUUCAUCAUCUCCAUGAUGGUUUCGCCAAUCAUAGAUUGGGUUUGGAAAGGUGAAAAGAAUGAGAAUAUCUCUUAUAUGUUGAUGGUUGGAUCAGUCGUGCUCUGUGGUUUAGCUGAUGGACUGGUCGGAGGAAGUUUGAUCGGUUCAGCCGGAAAGCUUCCUAGACAGUACAUGCAAGCAAUUUUUGCCGGGACUGCCUCUUCAGGUAUUAUAGUUUCGGUCCUUAGGAUUACGACUAAAGCUUCGCUGCCACAGACACCACAGGGGAUGCGAACCAGUGCUCAUUGCUACUUCAUAGUGAGCUCCACCAUCCUACUAUGCUGCCUCCUUUGCUGUAACGUGCUAUACAAGUUACCAGUGAUGCAACACCACCUUAGUCUUCAUCAACCUUUGUAUUCAAAUCUAACAGUAUGGAUGGUUGGGAGGAAGAUCAAGUGGCCAGCCUCGGGUGUUCUGAUAAUCUAUACUGUUACCUUAUCGAUAUUUCCAGGAUUUCUAGCAGAGAAUCUGAAGUCCCAACUUCUCCAGAGUUGGUAUCCUAUUUUGCUCAUCACAGUCUACAACAUCUCUGAUUUCGUUGGCAAGUCACUCACCGCCCUCUAUCUAUGGCAGAAUAUUAAAUCUGCUACUUGGGCUUGUAUCCUUAGGCUUCUCUUUUACCCUCUCUUCUCUGCGUGUCUACGUGGACCGCAUUGGCUUAGAACAGAAGUGCCAGUGGUUGUUCUCACGUUCAUGCUAGGCCUCACCAACGGCUAUCUCACUAGUGUCCUCAUGAUCAUGGCUCCCAAAACGGUCCACGCAUCAGAAGCAGAACUUGCGGCAGUCUUCAUGAUUGUUUUUCUAGGAAUAGGUCUUGUUUGUGGCUCAGUUCUUGGCUGGGUCUGGCUCAUCUGAACUUCUAAUUCUGUGCAUCCAUAUGUUCAUUAUAAAACUAUAAAUGAAUGUGUUUCUGCAACUAUAUAUACUAUAAUUUUCAAAAUA
Molecule: messenger RNA, 1257 nt
Organism: Brassica oleracea var. oleracea
Lineage: Eukaryota; Viridiplantae; Streptophyta; Magnoliopsida; Brassicales; Brassicaceae
Product: equilibrative nucleotide transporter 8
Exons: 2
Coding region: 1-1170 (389 amino acids)
Biological process (GO): nucleoside transmembrane transport
Cellular component (GO): plasma membrane
Molecular function (GO): nucleoside transmembrane transporter activity
Source: RefSeq, a predicted model, not a curated record